AGCUUAGAAUCGACCACGCCCAACAUCUGAAGUCACCGAAAAUGGUGUGUGAUUGCGCUUGCAUGUGAUUUAUUUACAAGUACAUACCAACUGAAAGAUUGCUACACUCAACUCGGCUAGGCUACACUCGAACUAAUCGUUUCGGUUCUUACUUUAUACUCGCCUCGACUCUAACUUCGAAAAUACUCGACAACAAUAGAGCAACCCUGUGGCAUGAUGACAUCAACCACGGGUAUUCCUGGGUCGGGCAAGCAAGACCGAGUCAAGUUGGCUAUUCAGUCUGAGCCCCCCUUCCCCCCCAAACAGCCCCUCCUCCUCAUAGUGCUACAAAACCUCCCCCUAACAUCGAUCAUUCGUGACGUUUGUGCCCAGUGGAGUGUCGAGAACCCUGAACGCCAUGCCUUCAAAUAUGCAGACCCACCCCCUAACGCUCCUGCCCCCAAAUUUGGUUACAUAACUGAAGAUAAUCGCCACAAACUCCGGGACGGUGAUAUCUUGAAGCUUGCACUUGCUCCGUCGGUAGCUGCUGAAGAGCUCUUUAGGAAGAUAAGUGCGAAAACGAGUGAUGAUAAAUUGCAAUCCGUUAAAGAAUUGUAUUCUCUAUCAAAGGAUUACGUUUUUGCUUUGGAAUUCAUCAAGCUUGAGGGGAUACAGUGCCUGUCAACGGCAGUUGAGGGAAGCCAACUGGCCAACGAAGUAGAAAAAGAGCAGCUAGCUCACAUUCUGGGGGCUUUUCUGGAGCUAAUGGAGCAUGGUAUUGUGUCUUGGGAUGCUCUCACUGAGAAUUUCGUCAAAAAGCUCAUCAACUUCAUCGAUAAAUCGCUCGAUCAUCCCGAAUACUUCCAUCCAUUGGUUAUCUCCAGAAGUUUGGCUAUUUUGGAGUCAAUUGUCCUUAAUAGCUCGAAGUUUUACCAAACGGUUGCCAAGGAGAUGUCUGUAAGUACACCUAUCCCUUUCCUAUCUUCACCGGCUGUGGAAGUCAAGUAUAACACUCUGGCAUUCAUCAAUGCAAUGAUAUCGAAAGCCAACAAUCGAGAAGAAGUCAUGCAUGAACUUUCUCUGAACAGAUUCAGUCGAAGUCUCCUUGACGCAGUGCUCAACCACUUCCACGGCGACGUGCCCCAAGAGAUAGCACACGAGCUAUACGUUUUCCAGUGUCAUGUUCUGAAUAUGGUGGAAAGUCGAAUGAAAAUGAGGUUUGUGACAGGAGACCCAAAGAUGGAAGAGGAUGCCCGCUUACUCCCAACUAGAGCCUUCCCUGAUGAGUACUCGGGUAGUAAACAUGGUGCACCGAUAUCUGAACAGCACUGGAAGCAAUUGGGAUUCAUGAAGGGAGACCCACAAGACGAUUUCAACGAGUCUCCUCCUGGCAUCUUGGCUCUAGAUUGCAUGGUGUAUUUCGCCAAGUCCAAGCACGAUACGUUCACAAGGUUACUUUUCUCCUACACAGAUAGCCAGUGUCCGUUUGCCCUCACCUGUAUCGCUCUCACCAAGGUCCUCUGCCAGAUAUUUCGCAUUGGUGAGCAACCCUCUGAGAUUGGCUACGAAUUCAUCCCUGUGCUUGUGUGGUCUGAGGAGCCGUUUAAAGAAGUAUUCUCAAUCGGGAUUCAACUUCUAUUCAAAACGUGGAGAGAAAUGAGAGCCUCUGUGUUGGAUCUUGAGAAAGUGCUAGCUGUUGUGAUGAAACAGAUCACUACAGUACUCCAAGGUGGUGGUUCUUCUCUGACAAGUUUCGAUAUCUUCAAACAGCGUCUCUUUGACCUCAGCUACAAAAAAAUCACUUCCAGUGAGGAAAGUAGUCAACUUCUCGACGAGUCUGUGCUCAAGUCAAAACCUGUCCAAGAGCUGUGUGUAAAAAUUAAGCCGCAGCUUCUCGAGCUUGUCAAGGAAGAAAGAUUACGUCAUCUGAUCGAAGGUUCAGGAUUUCCCAAAUCAAGUCGAAGGAGGGAUCAGUUCUUCUAUUGCCGUCUCGCACCUAAUCAGAAGGUGUUUCACUUUGGAGAUACCACUACUGUCAACCAAGUGCCCCCUAUCGAAGCUUUGGACAAAAAGAUCCAAGUGUCUGAGAUGAGACUCGAAGUGGGUGCUAAUUGCCCACACUCUUCUACCAUCAAACGAGGACAGGUUCCAAAUAUUUUCUCUAUUUUUUACGAAGGAGACGAGCAUCUUGAUUUCAUUGCACCCAACCUCACUGUGUUCAAUAUUUGGGUGGAUGGACUGUCGAUUUUGACUGGGAAGCGAAUGCCGAGCAAAGCUUCUGAAGACGAUUUAGAGACUCUGCUCAACAUGGACUUGAAACUGCGAUUGCUCGACAUUGAGAAUGUCACGAUUCCAAGUGUUCCCCCGUCCAUUCCGAAGGAACCAGCCGAUUAUGACUUUUAUUACAAACUAGACAAUUAAUAUAACAUGAUAGCAGCUUGGUUAGUCUAGAUUUGUCUUCAGGAUGCUAGUGACACAGUGUAUCAUUCUGUCCCUUUGUUAAUUUUAGUAUUUUCAUGCCAAUUAUGUAGUCCCUGAUCAUUAUGCUGGGAUAAUACAUUUG
Halichondria panicea is the source of this 2542-nucleotide messenger RNA. RefSeq names its product engulfment and cell motility protein 2-like. The transcript has 2 exons. Lineage: Eukaryota; Metazoa; Porifera; Demospongiae; Suberitida; Halichondriidae. The record is from RefSeq and is a predicted model, not a curated record. Gene Ontology annotation, biological process: actin filament organization; cell motility. Bases 214 to 2400 code for a protein of 728 amino acids. Gene Ontology annotation, cellular component: plasma membrane.